AUGAUCGAUGCGGCGCCGCCAUCAUCGACAAAAUGUAGUCGAAAGACAGCGUUGGCAAUUCACUUCACACUAUCACUUAUCGCAUUUCUUCUAUGCCUCCUCGGCUUGAUCUCACCGUCAUGGCAACAAGUGAAUCUGGAGAAUGGGCGGACCGAACAUCAUCAUGGACUCUGGUUGGACUGUAAAAGAGACUACUCGUUUGAUUAUGGACGGUCCAGGGAGUACUAUGAAACUCUUUAUAGAAUCCCAAACACCAACCUCAACUUCCCAAUUUUUUCCAGACGUGACAUGCAGGGAUCUCCAUUCGCCGCAUUCUUCCUACCUCAACUUCAAUGUGUCUACAAGUUUGACUACUACAUCGACCAAGAGGAUCUCUACGAUCAUAAUCAUGACGAGAAUCGCAUACAGAAUGACGCAUAUCAACACUUGUUUUUGGGUUGGAAAAUUGCUGCACUUGUCGGAGUUGGAGUCGGUGUACUUUUCGCCGGAUGUGCAGUACUUAUGGGUGUUUGUGCAUUUUGCCAUCGAACUUUUAUCUGUGCCUGCACAGUGGUUAUCACUAUUGCAACUCUUCUCUCAAUCCUUGGCAACGCAAUAUUCUACUUCUGGGGUAACACCCAGGACAAUAAAGUCAUUAAAGAAGAAGAUGAAAACGAGACGUAUGAACAAAUCCUGGGUUGGGCAUUCUAUUGUCAUCUUCUCGGAACGCUACUCCUCGGUUUCUGCUCAAUCAUGGGAUGUUGUGUAACGAGCAUCUCAACCAGCAAAAGUACAUCUCAGCUAGUAUCAAUAGAAUUGGUUGAGAAUGGAGAUGGAUCUGAAUUGCUGUCGUCGAAUGGGCAAAACUUCAAAAGAUCGUUCUCGGCGGUUUACCGAGUGGAUUCGUCGGCAUUGAGACAGUGGGAGAAGUCUUAUUUGAAGAAUGCAAUGGAUAAGGGAGAUGUGGAUCAGAGUUUCAAACGCACCGCUUCCGUCCCCAACUUCUCCAAGAACCAUCGAAAGUCCCGUCGAGCCAAACGCCAGCAAUCCGGCCACGACUUCUUCUCAUCCACAUCAAACAUCACUGAAAUCUCUCACUUCGGAUCCAACAUCACAAUGAACACCCAAAUGACCCAGCAAACCAGAGACACUACACAAACUGCUCCGGCCGCGGUUCCUUGUCCAGUACCUCCUGGUCCUAAACCGCUGAAAUCGGCAUUAAAGACGCCCACGCAAGUGAGGAGAGAUUUGAUUAUAGCGCCACCGGAACCAGCGGUGAAUACCUAUGAGUAUUGUGAUUCAACGAUUGGUGUGUCGAGUUUCUUGGGAUCGAGAACUCCAACUCGCCCCAACCACCCUUACGACGAGGUAUACGAAACGAUACCCGGAGAGGACUACCUGGAACCUAAGAGUGCCAGAAACAACCGUCUAUCCAAUUCCACUCUAAGCACGACCGACAUGGAGCACACCCAAAAAAUGCUCCAAAAAACCCUUCCACCAGUCCACGGAUCCUCUCAAUCCAUUCCUCUUCCACAAAAACUACCUCCAAAGUCUACAGUAAUCGAUGACGUGGCGCCACCACGACCAGUAUCGUUUAAUGAGGAUCCAAGGGAUCGAGACAUCAAUUUGUUCCGGAUUCGAGAACGCACUAGAAUUGAGAAAGAGGAGAGGGAGAAGUUUAUAAAAACUGCGAUGCUCCCGCCGCCACCGAUAUUGCCAGUGAAGCCUGCGAAAAGUAUUAGGGAUAUUGGAAUAGACCUGUCGAAGGAGAGUAUGGGCUCUUGUAAAGUGGAAGAGCCAAGGAUAGGAGCAAUGAUUCCACCAAAUCUGGACGAUAGAGGGAGCUACGCGGUUCAUAAUCCAGGAUACGAUGACUCCGACGACUUCCCACCACCACCAUCCGAAAUUGGACUCAACACAUUUGCCACCAAACAAAAGUCAAUAACCAACCUCUCGUUCCGUGGAAUCUCAGCGGCCCAACAUAUCUUUGACAGAUCAGAAAGUCUAGUUUCCGUAUCUUCCAGUGCUAGUAAUCAGAAAAAUAAUGAAGUAAAUCGAAGGAAUCCGUUGACGAGCAUUUCACAGCAUUCACUAGUGAAUAGGAGAUUGUUGAAUGUGAUGCCGGAUGAGGUGGACCGCUCUGUUGGAUCCUCUACAAUCCUGGAGAACGACGUUCAAGACUCCCCAGCUUCAUAUGUUCAGGAUGCAGAAGUCAGGCUGAACUUGUUCAUGAAAGACAAGAAUAAUCAGGAUGAAACUACUGUGUAG
Messenger RNA from Caenorhabditis briggsae, 2247 nucleotides. NCBI's taxonomy places the organism in Eukaryota, Metazoa, Nematoda, Chromadorea, Rhabditida, Rhabditidae. The transcript is spliced from 8 exons. Gene Ontology annotation, cellular component: membrane. The record is from RefSeq and is a predicted model, not a curated record. Bases 1 to 2247 code for a protein of 748 amino acids.